GGAGAAGCUCAAGAGGAUUCUGACAGCAUCUUUGUGGAGAAGGAAGAGCUUUCAAAAUAGAAACCACAGCUCCUCCUGCUGCCUUUCUUUCCUACCUGCGACUCCCACACCGAUAGCAAGAUGUGUAAGGGACUUGCAGGUCUGCCAGCUUCCUGCCUAAGGAGUGCAAAGGACAUGAAGCAUCGGCUGGGGUUUCUGCUGCAAAAGUCUGAUUCUGGUGAACACAGUUCAUCCCACAGCAGGAAAGACAGAGGGGUUGUUAAUCAGAGGGCGAGCCAAGAGGAAGUCAAGAAAUGGGCUGAAUCACUGGAAAACCUGAUUAGCCACGAAUGUGGGCUAGCAGCUUUCAAGGCUUUCUUGAAGUCUGAAUUCAGUGAGGAGAAUAUUGACUUCUGGGUCAGCUGUGAAGAGUACAAGAAAAUCAGGUCACCCUCUAAGCUCAGUCCCAAGGCCAAGAAGAUCUACAAUGAGUUCAUCUCAGUUCAAGCAACCAAGGAGGUGAACCUGGACUCUUGCACCAGGGAGGAGACAAGUCGGAACAUGAUCCAUCCUACAAGAACCUGCUUUGAUGAAGCUCAGAGGAAGAUUUUCAACCUGAUGGAAAAGGAUUCAUACCGCCGAUUCCUGAAGUCCCGAUUCUAUCUUGAUUUGGUCAAUCCUUCCAGCUGUAGGGCAGAGAGGAAGAAAGGAGGCAAGAGAUUGGCAGACUGCACUCACCUGCUCCCCCAGUAUGCCUAAUUCGCACUGAAGGCAGAGAGCUGACAAACUAAGACUCUAUGCUCUGAAAAAAUCUGAGGCCAAAUAUUGAUCUCUAUAAAGCACCAAUGCUUUAUCCACAUUGUAGCCUAAGUGUUCAUGCUGUCUGCCAUGUGUGAGUCACUUCCAUGUACAAAUUAGAUUUAGUCAUGGUGGUUGGGUCUUCAUCAGGGUGGGACCUUGUUCUAGUCCAAUUUCUCCUAGUUUCCUUGAGGAUGUCAUGCAAGCAAGUAUUCAAAUAAUGACCUUGUAGGUCUGGAAUCUCAAAGUAUGUUGGGAGUUCUUCUCCACUCCUAACAGUCUGACCUCAGGUUGGUUGAUGGAUGCACCCCAUGUGUAUGUAUACAUACACAUGUAUAUGUAUUCAGUUAGCCAGUAUUUCCUACAGACUCUCAGUGUUUAGGGGAGGUGGAUAUGUAUGUAUGUAUGCAUAUAUGUUAAAUACAUAUAUAUGUAUAUAUACUAUAUACAUAUACAUUCCUUAUAUGUUGUAUCCAUGUAUUCAUAUUGGUGUGUGACACACACACACACACACACACACACACACACACACACACACACACAGAAUGUAAGAAUAGUUGGGAAAGACCUAGGUGCUCAAAAUAGAGUGUAUAUGCAAUUCCAUGCAAAUGAUGCUGGCUCUUCAAUACUGCAUUUAAACAGGGCAAACUGAACUGACUACCAUUCAGACUAAGAGAGAAGGAUGGUAACUUCUGGGAAGUUGGUUCUUUAAAGCCACUGGGUCUUGGGGAAUCAUUGGGGAAGCAUCUAUGGGACUUCAUGAUUAAUUUAACUGCUGGUGGUCUUCACAUUGAAUGCUAUUGUAAGGAACAAAUACCAUAAAGAAUCAUACAUCUGGCCAACACAAAACUGUCUUGCAUUGGUUAUCACUUUUAAGUCCUUCUGCUGCUUGCUUUUUCUUCUUUGCCUGGGUACUCAGGACCUGUGGCUCAGCAGUUGGAUUAGUCUAGAGUUGGGAGAGGAGAGACUUGAGCUAAGAAAUGCAGUCAUGGCAUUGCCAGCUAGCCCUAUCAUCUGUAACUGGCUAAGCAAGAGCACAGAAUUGGAAAGUUACAUUACUAUCCUCUGUCCUCUUUUUCUUUCCUGAUUAAGGUGCUCUUCUCAUAUUUCCCCUGAGAACCUUAGCCAACAGAUGAGUUCCUUGUGGUUGCUUAUUUUACUUUUUUUCUCCUUCAUAGUGGUUCCUGGCUCUAUGCCUUCGAUACAAAGCAGGGGAAAGGUAAUACUUUACAAGGGGAAAACAAGUUUUCACAAACUGAGAAGCUCUCAUAAAUGUUCUCUUUUAAGGUAAAGUUGUGUUCAUUCCAUACCAAAUAUCAGGGCUAGCAGAGACUGAAGGCAUUUCUUUCUAGGCUCUGAGAAUAAAGGAGAAAGAGAGAAAGAGAGAGAGGGAGAGAGAGAGAGAGGAGAGACAAAGGAAGAAAGAAAGGAAAAUGAAAGAAAGGAGAAGAGAGAAAGUUGUUAGAAUUGUUGUUUGGAUCUUUUCAAGGCAAAUGAAAUACUUGAAAAAUUAUCAUUUAUGUUAUUUAUGCUGUUGUUUUAUACAAUAUUUUUUAAAUUAUUAUAUUAUUUUAUAAAAUGGAGAUACAAGAUAUCACCUGAAUUACUAAUGAAUGCCCAGGAAGUAAUUUCCUUCUCAUUCUUCUAAAACAGUUGCCUUUGAACUACCCAUACUCAUGCGCACACACACUGUAUCCAAUGCUCAAGUUACAUGCACAAGCACUUUUGUGGCUUUUAGCCAGUGUAUAGAGCUGCAAAAUGAAGAUGCUAGAGUGUUUGUAUACAAAUCCCAUGGUGUCAAAGAUGUAAAGGUUCAAACUAUACCCUUUCUGUCCAGCAAUCUUACUCUCCAUGUCCCUAAAGUUCCUCAUCAACUUCCCUCUUUUGUUAUCCAACACAGCCAUGUUUCUAGUUGACUCUAGGAUCCAAACAUACAACUCUGGUCUUGCCCUAUUAUGUCAGUCAGAACUUUCAGAUUGUACCUGUACUCACUGAAUCCUGUCUCACAAAUAGGUCUGGAAGGUCAUUCUGAAUGAGAAGUAAAUUAUUUUAUGUAA
Messenger RNA from Dipodomys spectabilis (banner-tailed kangaroo rat), 2834 nucleotides. It is a transcript of the gene Rgs4, whose product is annotated as regulator of G protein signaling 4. The coding region runs from base 121 to 738 and encodes 205 amino acids. Lineage: Eukaryota; Metazoa; Chordata; Mammalia; Rodentia; Heteromyidae. The record is from RefSeq and is a predicted model, not a curated record. The transcript is spliced from 5 exons.